Messenger RNA from Haliotis rufescens (red abalone), 2127 nucleotides. RefSeq lists its product as uncharacterized. The transcript is spliced from 6 exons. Lineage: Eukaryota; Metazoa; Mollusca; Gastropoda; Lepetellida; Haliotidae. The coding region runs from base 446 to 2071 and encodes 541 amino acids. The record is from RefSeq and is a predicted model, not a curated record.
AUGAACAUUGCCAUGCCUUUGUUUGUAACGACAAUAUACCAAAGAAGCAAUAAUUUCACCAUACUAAAAAUUAAAAAUGUUAAAGCACUGCAACACUCAUUUCAUCACAUUAAAUGUUACAACUAUUUUAAAAAAACACUUUAAUUUCAUAUAUUUAACUUGCAGGUUGUUUGGGAAGAAUGGACUGAAAAACUAAACAGCAUGGAGCUUGCUGGAGCUUUUGUGUUUUUUUCAUAUGUAGAAUUUGACAAAUUUGUUAGACAUAUUCUGUCAAGGAUACAAGUACUACCAACAAAUGUUCUAGCGAAAGUUAUUUCUGGUCGCUAUCUUUUGAUAAUUUUUCCAGCAAAACAUUUAUUCACAGCUGCCUAUCAUCUGUUGUGUAACAGCUUUCCUGAUAUCAAGUGCAUUGUGUAUCAUUCACCGUUGCCGGGUUUUAUACUUGAUGCUGCCUUCAGAUUCCAAAACAGUAUCUGGUAUGGAGGAAAUCAAAAGAAAAUUGAGGACAACGCUGCCCUCUCUGGAUGACCUAGCUGUGAGGGUUUUGUUAGAGAAGCUUGACAGCCUUGGGGUGGAGAAUUUGGCGGAUCUUGGCCUUCUUCAGUAUGAAGACUUGAGUGGUGUGUUAAAACCAGUACAGAUCAGGAAGCUGUUGAGGCAGGAAUGCUGUGCAGAUGCUUCACCAGCUUCAACAAGUGGCCAAGCAUCAUCACAGAGUUCUUGUCCUACAAGCCCAGAAUCUGUGGGAUCAGUCAUUACUCCACGUCCUAUCCAUAUUUUCCGUGACUCAUGUAAUCAGAAUCCAAACUGGGCAAUGACUCUGCAGUUGCCAUGGGAGGAACUGCCUGACAUAGUGACACUACUUGAGCAAGGGAAGCGGCUCCCACAACCCCUUAGAUACACUCUAGUGAGAUCUGUGACUGAUAGAGUGCGGACCAAGACACACAAAGCUACAAAGCGCCAGUUUGGUAUAAUAGCCCAACGUAUGGUGUCAAAGUACCCAUCUUCUCUUCAAGAUAAAAUUGACAACCUUAUAAUUGGCACUGGGUAUGAUUCCAUUCAGGCACAACUAGUUUCCAGAAAUGAAAACCUGAACAGGCCAAAGGACUCAGCUCUUACCUUGAGGAGAAGAUCUGCCUCCAGUGAAGGAGAAGAUGACAAGGUUUCUAAAGUGCCACCUAAGAGAAAAAUGGCAACCGAUUCUUAUGGAUGUGUGAAUUGGGAACCUGUUGUGAAUGACGAUCAACUUCCUGAUCUUGAGGAUAAAAAGAAGAAACUCCAAGACCUACACAAAUGUGACCCCAAGGAUUAUGAUUGGAGCAGGAUAGAAACAUUAAUGAAGGAAACGUUUCCUUUACAGAGACAUUGUAUUAACUACUCUGUUUUGGAUGAAACUCUAACAAAGGAUUGGCCAUUUUUGGGAGAUCAAAGGGGACUCCUAUGUCAUUUUGAAAGCUUGAUUGGUUUUCAUGCGAGAACCAUGUUGGAACAGGCAUAUGACCGCAAAGUGCGCACACUAAACAGAUACUUUCAGAGCGAUGGUUGCGCAAUCAGAGAAGCUGCAAAUGAACUCUUUGCCAAGGCAAAGGAACAGUCAGAGCAGGAUAAUGUCAAGGCUUACUUACCUGUGGUGAUUCUGUGCCUAAUGAAGUUCUUCAGUGAGAAAGAAGAGAGUCUCUUUCUUGUUGUUGAUGCUACGAAGACUGCGACUGAGGUUGAAGAGGAGAACAGCAUCAACUGGCCACGGAUGGUGUUUCUUGGUGAUUCAUACCUAAAUGCUGAGCAGUUUAUGGUUCUAGUUGACGGAAGAGUUCUGGUGAAAAGAAUGACCAGCUUCAUCUCCAGCCUUGCUGUUUUGUUUGGGUCUUAUUAUGUUUUCAACAUUCAGUAUCCAGCAAGUGCUGUUGCAACGCUUGAGUUCAUGCAGAGGUGCUUCUUUGAAAUAAACCCCGACAAGGGAUCCAAGGCAAACAAAAAGAAGAAGACUUCAGCAGUCAACCCCAGGGUGCUGAAACUAAUCCACCAACUAUCCAGUUUCGAAUGGACUAAUGGACUAAUUCCUAGCUGUUAACUUGCUACUGACAGUUGUGAAUUACUUUCAAACGAAAGCAGAUGUUAGUUUGCUGU